ACUCUGUUUUCUCCUGUAAGAGAGAGAUAGAGAGAGAGAGAGAGAUGAUGACGAUGGAGGAGCAGAGUUUAGACUAUGUGCUGGUGCCCUUGGGCAUGUUGGUGAUGGGAUUAUACCAUUCUUGGCUUCUUUUCACCAUUCUCAGAUACCCUCGCCGCACUGUCAUUGGCAUCAAUGCUGAUUCCCGUCAUCAAUGGGUCCUUUCUAUUAUGACUGAUCCCCUGAAGAAUGGAGUUUUGGCGGUUCAAACAAUACGUAACAACAUAAUGGCAUCUACACUUUUAGCAACAACAGCAAUCACUCUCAGCUCAUUGAUCAGUGUGUUUGUAAGCAGCACAUCAAACUCCGGGAACACAGCCUCACAACUAGUAUAUGGAAAUAAGAACUCCAUUGUUUCCUCAAUUAAGUACUUCUCUAUUCUGCUAUGCUUCCUUGUCGCCUUUCUUUGCAAUGUGCAGUCAAUUAGAUACUAUGCUCAUGUUAGUUUCUUGGCUACUGUACCUACAUCAGUAGGCAAAAAGGAUUCCAUUGAGUAUGUUGCCAGAAACUUGAAUAGAGGAAGUUUCUUCUGGUCCCUUGGUUUACGCGCUUUCUAUCUGUCGUUCCCUCUGUUUCUAUGGAUCUUCGGGCCAAUACCCAUGUUUGUGUGCUGCUGCACGAUGUCAUUUAUUCUUUAUUUCUUAGACACGACUACUAGCUUUACCCGGCAUCUGCACACUAAGUUAUACAGAGAAGAAAUGAAAACUGAUGAUGUAGAAUCAGCUGUUUGAUCUUCCUAAGCGCCAUCGAGGAUCAAAUUUACCGACUCAGUUGCUGUAAGUUCUCUGAACAAACAUAUUGUAGUAUUAACGUCUGCUUAAACUCUGAUUAGGAGAUCUUCUGUGUGUGUUAGUCUAAACUGCUAGUGGGGUUCACAUGAAAUCCUAUUUAUUUAUAUUAUGGGUUAAUGCAGAUUCAGCGUAGGCAAGAAUUAGGC
Molecule: messenger RNA, 976 nt
Organism: Manihot esculenta (cassava)
Lineage: Eukaryota; Viridiplantae; Streptophyta; Magnoliopsida; Malpighiales; Euphorbiaceae
Exons: 2
Coding region: 45-770 (241 amino acids)
Source: RefSeq, a predicted model, not a curated record